Nematolebias whitei (Rio pearlfish) is the source of this 1255-nucleotide messenger RNA. It is a transcript of the gene sf3a2, whose product is annotated as splicing factor 3a, subunit 2. The coding region runs from base 142 to 1020 and encodes 292 amino acids. Gene Ontology annotation, biological process: spliceosomal complex assembly. Gene Ontology annotation, molecular function: nucleic acid binding; zinc ion binding. Gene Ontology annotation, cellular component: U2 snRNP; U2-type prespliceosome; catalytic step 2 spliceosome. NCBI's taxonomy places the organism in Eukaryota, Metazoa, Chordata, Actinopteri, Cyprinodontiformes, Rivulidae. The record is from RefSeq and is a predicted model, not a curated record. The transcript has 8 exons.
AGUUUGACUCUGCCGCGGCGCAUGCGUAAACGAAAUUUAUCUUUGCGUGCUGUUUUCGUUUGGAUCUAAUCCCCCCCACCUGGAGUCCAUUUCUGACUGAACUGGUUUGCGUCUGUGUUUGGAGCUCAUCACUUCAUAAAGAUGGAUUUCCAGCAUCGAGCUGGAGGAAAGACUGGGAGCGGAGGGGUGGCAUCUGCCUCUGAGAGUAACCGGGACAGACGUGAACGGUUACGGCAGCUGGCCCUCGAGACCAUUGACAUCAACAAAGACCCUUACUUUAUGAAGAAUCAUUUAGGUUCCUAUGAGUGCAAACUAUGUCUGACACUCCACAACAAUGAGGGUAGCUACUUGGCUCACACACAGGGAAAGAAGCAUCAGACUAACUUAGCACGGAGAGCAGCCAAAGAGGCAAAAGAAUCUCCAGCUCAACCAGCUCCAGCUAAAGUAAAAGUUGAAGUCAAGAAGUUUGUUAAAAUUGGUCGACCCGGCUACAAAGUGACAAAACAGAGGGACCCAGAGAACGUCCAGCAGUCUUUACUUUUUCAGAUCGACUAUCCAGAGAUUGCAGAAGGCAUUGGACCCAGACAUCGUUUUAUGUCUGCAUAUGAACAGCGUAUUGAGCCCCCCGAUCGUCGUUGGCAGUACCUGCUGUUUGCUGCUGAACCCUAUGAAACGAUUGCCUUUAAGGUUCCCAGUAGGGAAAUUGAUAAAGCAGAAAAUCGCUUCUGGACCCACUGGAACAAAGAAACUAAACAGUUUUUCCUGCAGUUCCACUUUAAAAUGGAGAAAGCGAUUUCCCAGUCCACCGGUCCAUUACCUCCACCUAAUAUGAAGCACCCACUUCCUCACUUGAGUGGAGUUCACCCACAAGACUCUUUGCCGCCCCCGCCGCCAGGAGGGAUGUCUGUUCCUCUGCCACCUGGGGCUCCAGGUGCCCCUCAAAUGCCCCCUCAAAUGCACAUGCCCCCCAUGCCGAUGAGGCCGCCUCCUCCAGAGGGCCUUGCAAUGUCUAAUAAUUGAUCUGUUAGUCAUUCAUAAUUACUUCAUGCUGUUCAGUCGUCCUCUGUUCCUGUCCACUGUGUCCAUCAUGUUUAAUGUUGCAGGAGUAUUACUUGGUUUUUCAUGCAUUUGUUAAGUGAAGAGUAAAUGUUUAGGGCCAACUUAUGACCGUGCGCUUGUUUAUAUCUGGACACAGUAAUGAACAGCUUAUUUUUAAGACUUUUCUCAAUAAAUAACCAUCAAAAAACUGAAAAAA